This is a messenger RNA of Arvicanthis niloticus (Nile rat), 1003 nucleotides long. NCBI's taxonomy places the organism in Eukaryota, Metazoa, Chordata, Mammalia, Rodentia, Muridae. The record is from RefSeq and is a predicted model, not a curated record.
AUGCCUUGUUGAUUCUUUCAGGUGCUGAAGAAUGCGGGGAGAGAACAUCACCAAGGUCAGCACGUUCAUCCUGCUGGGCUUCCCCACAGCCCCCAGGCUGCAGUACCUGCUCUUCCUUCUCUUCCUGCUCAUCUACCUCUUUGUGCUGGUGGAGAACCUGGCCAUCAUCCUCACUGUCUGGAGCAGCACCUCCCUCCACAAACCCAUGUACUACUUCUUGGGCAUCAUGUCCACCUUGGAGAUCUGGUAUGUUUGUGACAUCAUCCCCAAGAUGCUGGACGGCUUCCUCCUGCAGAGGAAACGCAUCUCUUUCAUUGGAUGCAUGACUCAGCUCUACUUCUUCAGCUCCCUGGUGUGUACAGAGUGUGUACUCCUGGCUUCCAUGGCCUAUGACCGCUAUGUGGCCAUCUGCCACCCCUUGAGGUACCAAGUCAUCAUGACCACAGGGCUGUGUGUCCAGCUCGUGGCCUUCUCUUUUGCUAGUGGCUUCACCAUCUCUGUGAUCAAGGUCUACUUUAUCUCCAGUGCCACCUUCUGUGGCUCCAAUGUCUUGAACCACUUCUUCUGUGACAUCUCCCCCAUCCUCAAGCUGGCCUGCACUGACUUCUCUACUGCAGAGCUGGUGGACUUCAUCUUGGCCUUCAUCAUCCUGGUGUUCCCACUCUUGGCCACCAUUCUCUCCUAUGGCCACAUCACCCUGGCUGUGCUGCACAUCCCUUCAGCCACAGGCCAGUGGAGAGCCUUCUCCACCUGUGCCUCUCACCUCACUGUGGUCACCAUCUUUUACACAGCCUUACUUUUCAUGUACGUGAGGCCCCAGGCCAUUGAUACCUGGAGCUCAAACAAACUCAUCUCUGUUCUGUAUACAGUUCUCACACCCAUCUUGAACCCCUUGAUCUACUGCUUGAGGAACAAAGAAUUUAAAGAUGCCUUAAGAAAGGCUUGGGGCUUGAGUCAAGCUCCACUGUAAGAGGGAGGGCACCUUCUGCUUCCAGAGCAUCUC